AUGUCUGCCAAACCAAAACAUAUGAAGAUAACAAACUCUAUAACCCCCCUGGGAACAAACACAGAACCCCCUGGGAACAAGAACCCCCUGGGAACAAGAAUCCCCCUGGGAACAAUAAUCCCCUGGGAACAAGAACCCCCCGGGAACAAGAACCCCCCGGGAACAAGAACCCCCGGGAACAAGAACCCCCCAGGGAACAAGAACCCCCCGGGAACAAGAACCCCGGGAACAAGAACCCCCCGGGAACAAGAACCCCCCCGGGAACAAGAACACCCCCGGGAACAAGAACCCCCUGGGAACAAAACCCCCCGGGAACAAGAACCCCCGGGAAAAGGGAACAGAAUCCCCUGGGGAAAGAAUCCCCCUGGGAACAAGGGAACAGAAUCCCCCUGGGAACAGAAUCCCCUGGGAACAAUAACCCCCUGGGAACAAGGGAACAAGAACCCCCCUGGGAACAAGGGAACAAGAACCCCCCUGGGAACAAGGGAACAAGAACCCCCUGGGAACAAGGGAACAAGAACCCCCUGGGAACAAGAACCCCCUGGGAACAAUAACCCCCCUGGGAACAAGAACCCCCCUGGGAACAAGAACCCCCCUGGGAAUAAUAAACCCCCUGAGAACAAUAACCCCCCUGAGAACAAGAACCCCCCUGGGAACAAUAACCCCCCUGUGAACAAUAACCCCGCUGAGAACAAGAACCCCCCUGGGAACAAGGGAACAGAAUCCCCCUGGGAACAGAAUCCCCCUGGCAACAGAACCCCCCUGGGAACAGAAUCCCCCCAUGAACAGAAUCCCCCCAGGAACAGGGGAACAAGAACCACCCCGGGAACAAGGGAACAAGAACCCCCCAGGAACAGGGGAACAAGAACCCCCUGGGAACAAGGGAACAAGAACCCCCCAAGAACAGGGGAACAAGAACCCCCCAGGAACAAGGGAACAAGAACCACCCUCGGAACAAGAACCACUCCGGGAACAAGGAACAAGAACCCCCCAGGAACAGGGGAACAAGAACCACCCCGGGAACAAGGGAACAAGAACCCCCCCAGGAACAAGGGAACAAGAACCACCCUGGGAACAAGGGAACAUAAUCCCCCUGGGAACAAGAACCACCCGGGAACAAGGGAACAAGAACCCCCCAGGAACAGGGGAACAAGAAUCACCCCGGGAACAGUGGAACAAGAACCCCCCCAUGAACAAGGGAACAAGAACCCCCCCAGGAACAGGGGAACAAGAACCACCCCGGGAACAAGAAACCCCCAGGAACAAGAACCCCCCAGGAACAAGGGAACAAGAACCACCCCGGAACAGUGGAACAAAGGGAACAAGAACCCCCCAGGAACCAGAACCCCCAGGAACAAGGGAACAAGAACCCCCAGGAACAGGGGAACAAGAACCCCCCCAGGAACAAGGGAACAAGAACCCCCCCAGGAACAGGGGAACAAGAACCCCCAGGAACAAGAAACCCCCAGGAACAAGAACCCCCCACGAACAAGGGAACAAGAACCACCCCGGGAACAGUGGAACAAGAACCACCCCGGGAACAAGAACCCCCCAGGAACAAGGGAACAAGAACCCCCCCAGGAACAAGGGAACAAGAACCACCCUGGGAACAAGGGAACAGAAUCCCCCUGGGAACAAGAACCCCCAGGAACAAGGGAACAAGAAACCCCCAGGAACAAGGGAACAAGAACCACCCCGGGAACAGGGGAACAAGAACCCCCAGGAACAAGGGAACAAGAACCACCCCGGGAACAAGGGAACAAGAACCACCCGGGAACAAGGGAACAAGAACCCCCCCAGGAACAAGGGAACAAGAACCCCCCCAAGGAACAAGAACCCCCCAGGAACAAGGGAACAAGAACCACCCAGGAACAAGGGAACAAGAACCCCCCAGGAACAAGGGAACAAGAACCCCCAGGAACAAGGGAACAAGAACCCCCCCAGGAACAAGGGAACAAGAACCCCCCUGGGAACAAGGGAACAAUAACCCCCCAGGAACAGGGGAACAAUAACUCCCUGGGAACAAGGGAACAGAAUCCCCCCAGGAACAGGGAACAAGAACCCCCCAGGAACAGGGGAACAAGAACUCCCUGGGAACAAGGGAACAGAAUCCCCCCAGGAACAGGGAACAGAAUCCCCCCAGGAACAAGGGAACAAGAACUCCCUGGGAACAAGGGAACAAGAACCCCCAGGAACAAUAACCCCCCCAGGAACAAGAACCCCCCUGGGAACAAGGGAACAAGAACCCCCCCAGGAACAAAAACCCCCCUGGGAACUAGGGAACAAGAACCUCCCCCAGGAACAAGAACCCCCCUGGGAACAAGGGAACAAGAACCUCCCCCAGGAACAAGAACCCCCCUGGGAACAGGGAACAAGAACCUCCCCCAGGAACAGGGAACAAUAACCCCCUGGGAACAAGGGAACAAGAACCCCCCCAGGAACAAGAACCCCCCCAGGAACAGGGAACAAGAACCCCCUGGGAACAAGGGAACAAGAACCCCCCCAGGAACAAGGGAACAAGAACCACCCCAGGAACAAGGGAACAAGAACCCCCCAGGAACAAGGGAACAAGAACCACCCCAGGAACAAGGGAACAAGAACCCCCCAGGAACAAGGGAACAAGAACCCCCCAGGGAACAAGAACCCCCUGGGAACAAGGGAACAAGAACCCCCCAGGAACAAGGGAACAAGAACCACCCCAGGAACAAGGGAACAAGAACCCCCCAGGAACAAGAACCACCCCAGGAACAAGGGAACAAGAACCCCCAGGAACAAGAACCCCCCAGGAACAAGGGAACAAGAACCACCCCAGGAACAAGGGAACAAGAACCCCCCAGGAACAAGAACCCCCCCAGGAACAAGGGAACAAGAACCACCCCAGGAACAAGGGAACAAGAACCCCCAGGAACAAGAACCCCCUGGGAACAAGGGAACAAGAACCCCCCCAGGAACAAGGGAACAAGAACCCACUGA
Messenger RNA from Oncorhynchus keta (chum salmon), 2973 nucleotides. RefSeq names its product basic proline-rich protein-like. The record is from RefSeq and is a predicted model, not a curated record. The transcript has 2 exons. The coding region runs from base 1 to 2973 and encodes 990 amino acids. Lineage: Eukaryota; Metazoa; Chordata; Actinopteri; Salmoniformes; Salmonidae.